Molecule: messenger RNA, 1087 nt
Organism: Drosophila navojoa
Lineage: Eukaryota; Metazoa; Arthropoda; Insecta; Diptera; Drosophilidae
Product: aprataxin-like protein
Biological process (GO): single strand break repair
Cellular component (GO): nucleus
Molecular function (GO): single-stranded DNA binding; double-stranded RNA binding; mismatched DNA binding
Source: RefSeq, a predicted model, not a curated record
AGUUCAGCUGCAGCUUUGUUGUUUUCCUGCUCUUAGGCUGGAUUAUUCGAGUGAAACCCAUCAAAUCUCAAAGGCCAUGGCGGAGAGUGAGAUUGAUGUAGAACAUAAGCGUGGCGAAUUAACUCGCAAACUGAAUGCUGGCGAGGAUGUUGUUAUUCAAAGCGAUCGCGCAGCGGUGCUUCGCAACGUGACGUGCCCCAAGGCGCAAUAUCAUUUUGUCGUGCUGCCCAAAGAGGAGAUCGCCAAUGUGUUAGCGCUGAAGCGCGAACAUCUGCCUCUGCUGGAGCACAUGAUGGAUCUGGCGAAUGAUGUUAUUAAGCAGCAGCAACUGCCACCGAGUGAUUUUCGUAUUGGCUUUAAAAUUAAUGCGUUUAUGAAUCGCCUCAACAUGCAUGUCAUCUCGACUGAUUUCUAUUCGAGCUCGAUGCGUCGCAUCCAGCAAUGGAACACCUUCAACUCCGAUUUGUUUAUAACGUUCCAAGCUAUAUACGCGCUGCUUCUCGUGAAGGGCUCGGUUGAGCCGAUGCCCGCCGAGAAGGUGGAAGAACUUCUCCAAGCCACACCCGUACACUGCAAUCAGUGCAGUUUUUAUACUGAGAACUUUUUCCAAUUCAAGCGACAUUUGUACAUUCACUGGAUGGAACGACAAAGUGAGCGUCUUCGGAAAAUAUCGCAACAGAUGGGGCAAAUGCAAAUAAAUGGAAAUAGAGGCACAAUGCGGCAGCCGCCAGUGAAUCCCUUUUAUCGUCAAGUAAUACCCAUGCACAAUAAUCAGUUUGUGACACGCUUUCAAAGGCCACAAAGUCACAAUCCGACACACCACAAUCGCAAUCCGAACAACAUUCGGCCUAGCUACAGGCACCCAGCUCCGCCAAAGCCCCUUUCAAGUGACCUGCAACAGACGCAGGCUGAUGCUGCAUCCAAUGCAGCUCCUGGCAAAGGCGCCGAGCAGCGAGUGGAUGCAAAAUUGCCUGUUAAAAAGAAAUGGUAUUCAAAUAAAAAGAAAAAUUCGCAGAGUUCCAGUAAUCCCAAAGGUGGUGCCAAUACCAAUAAUCCCAAAGGUGGUGCCAAUACCAAUCUCAUUUGA